AUGAUAGUCCCCAGCCUUCGGCACCCAGCUUCUGGAGGGUCAGGAUGGAGGAAGGCGGCUCCUACGGGGGCAGCUGACGUUCCCAAUGGCCCUUCCGGACCCCACGAGGGGCACGAACCCAGGGGGCCUCUCAGGAGGGCCGGAGCCGGACGCCAGGAGGGACCCGAGGCCAAGGCAAGGAGUGAGGCAAGUCCAGGGUUCGAGCCCUUUCUAGCACGCGGCGGCCAAGAGCCCCACACCGGGAUGGGAACCAAGUCCACUGUGGAACCAAGAGGUCCCAGGGCAAGACAAUCUGGAGAAAACGGAGACUCCAGAGAGUCGGGGACCCAGCUGGGGGGUCUGCCUCUUCCUGUAGGCAGGAGGUGUGCGAGCCGACUCCGAGCAGCCGCCGCCGUGAUAACCGUCCCGACGCAGGCCUGCUCAAUCCAGCGUCGAGGAGCGCCCGCAACCGACGCUCCUUUUCUUAGGCGACGCCGACGCCGCACCAGAACUACUGAAGCAGAGAAACGGAGACAACAUAAGGUGCACGCUUCCAGUUUCUUGCCAAAAGCCCUUUGCCAGGCUUCGACCUGCCCUCAUCCAAGAUGGCCACCCAAGAAAGGGAGGAGUACUAGGAAGAGUGACAAAUCGAUCGCCGCUCUCUUCGUUCGCGGUUGCCCAGGUGACGCGUUUACCCGGAAGGGCCGCGUGCAGGAGCCGGCUUCAGCGGCCGGAGCCAAGUGGUCUGACGGCUGUGAGUCUCAGGAGCGCAGGUCCUGUCAGCUGAGAGGCGGGCGGGCAGGCAGGCGGGUAGGGAGGCAGGUCCUGGCAGGAGAGACACGGAGGCAGACUCCAGAGAUGGAGUCGCCGGCGGCAGGGGCCGGUGCUGAAGCGGCUGGACAGCUCGUAACCGGGGAGCCGAGGCCGGCGUCUCGGGGGCACCUGGGCGCCGCCAGGUGGAAGCUACUGCGGCAGGUUCUGAAGCAGAAACAUUUGGAUGAUCACCUACGAAAAGUAUCUGUAAGAAGAUUUGAAUCCUUUAAAUUGUUUUCAAUAACAGAAAUAAAAAAGAGGGAAACGGAAGAUGAAGCUGGUGCCUGGGUUCAGUAUACAAGUGUGUUUUAUCCUGAAUACAGUAUUUCUUUAAGGAAUAACCAGGGGCCUAUAAAUGUUGAAGAUAUUUUUACCAGCUUUGACAACACAGGGAAUAUCUGUAUCUGGCCUUCUGAAGAGGUUCUGGCCUACUACUGCCUCAAGCACAAUCAGAUGUUCAGGGACCUUGCUGUGUGUGAGCUAGGGGGUGGCAUGACAUGCUUGGCUGGGCUCAUGGUUGCUAUUUCUGCAGAUGUCAAAGAAGUUCUGUUAACUGAUGGGAAUGAAAAGGCCAUCAAAAAUGUGAAUGACAUCAUCACAAGGAACCAGAAGGAAGGUGUGUUUAAGACUCAAGCAAUAUCAAGCUGCGUUUUACGAUGGGAUAAUGAGACAGAUGUCUCUCAACUGGAAGGACAUUUUGACAUUGUUAUGUGUGCUGACUGCCUGUUUCUGGACCAGUACAGAGCUAGCCUUGUUGAUGCAAUAAAGAGAUUACUCCAGCCCAGUGGGAAAGCGAUGGUAUUUGCCCCACUCCGAGGGACUACUUUAAACCAGUUUUGCAAUCUAGCUGAAAAAGCUGGUUUCUCUCUCCAAAGACAUGAAAAUUAUGAUGAACACAUUUCAAACUUCCACUGCAAGUUGAAAAAUGAAAAAUGGGAUACAUAUGAAGAAAAUCUUCAUUAUCCACUUCUACUGGUUUUAACCAAACACGGAUAAAAGACUAAACAACUCAGAGAAGGCAAACAUCAAUAUGUGUAGUCAUAUGCUUUUUAAAAAAAAAUCUGAACAUGUAAUUGAUAAGAUAAAAGUGGAGUUUUUUUGUUUGUUUG
Messenger RNA from Vombatus ursinus (common wombat), 1901 nucleotides. RefSeq names its product calmodulin-lysine N-methyltransferase (gene CAMKMT). NCBI's taxonomy places the organism in Eukaryota, Metazoa, Chordata, Mammalia, Diprotodontia, Vombatidae. Gene Ontology annotation, molecular function: calmodulin-lysine N-methyltransferase activity. The record is from RefSeq and is a predicted model, not a curated record. Gene Ontology annotation, cellular component: cytoplasm.